UAAAGCGAGGCAGGCAGCUCACUUUGCGUAGUUGGUCGUGAACCCUCCACGGUAUUGGUCGCGCUUUUUUCGCCGUCGCUCUCCUGAAAGUCGUAUAAUUUCGCUAGCCCUCCACAAUACAAAGCGCACAAAGAAAAUAAAUCGCCAGCGCUAGUUAACUGAUUGAAAUUGCAAUUGCAAUGCCUAAAAUGCGUACGUGAGUUUCGCGCAGUGUUGCUGUGAAAGUUCAAGUGAAAGCAGAUAGAAGAAAAAACAAACCGUGAAUACUUGCAAAGCAAUAAACCAAAAAGUGCAAAAAUACGUAAAGUUUCAAAAAAAGAAACAAGUUAUACAAAACCAUAUUAAAACCAGCCAUGCUGUGUCCGCUGAUCGGCUUUGGCUUUCUACAUGCCCCCGUGCCACCGCCUAGCACCUUGGAGAAGAAGAAAGUCUGUCGCAAUCUAUUCAACACCGCCCCCGGGGACGCGGAAGUCGAUCAGCUGUUGGCCCAGGAGCAGCAGAAGAAGAGAUUUUACGUCAAGGAGCGCUUCGGAUUCGAUAUCCAGCAUGAGGCUCGUCGGAGUGCGGAUGCGGAUGCGAAUGUGAAUGCGGAUGCGGUUAGGGGUACGGAUACGGAUGCCCAGGCCCUCCGCGGAAUGCGAUAUCCAACCACACGGACGAUACCCAGUAGCGAUGCCGAUGAGUGCAAUCCGAAGGCAGUAAGCGAAGCGCCGAGGGGCAUAGCCCUGACUCCCGCAGAGAUCUCCACCAGCGCACGGCUGAUCCUCCGGAAAGGUCCAGAAAGCAACAGCAGUGCGGAUUUGGCCAACAGCACGAGACAUGUCCAUAAGCCGUAUGCGAUGCAGCCACAAGGCCUCAAAGGCAUGUACAACGUUCGCAAGGUUGUGAAGGGUAUUUCGAAAUCCAACGUCAAGAAUAGUUACAACAAUUACAACAGCAACAAGAACAAUAUCAAUAACAACAACAACAACAAUACGAUUAAUAAUAUUGAUAAUGGUACUAGCGAAUUGACAGAUAAGAAGCAGUAACUUUGGAUCAGGAUCAGAAAUGACGGCGAAUGGGCCCCUGGUGGAGCAAUAAUUGCAAUAUAUGAUAUUUAUUGUAAAUGUAAUUUUAAUUUCUAAAAUAAUUUGUUUAUUUUUUUGUACCCCCGCCAUACACAGAUACCCUUGUGUAUGGAUUGUAAGUUUGUUUUAAACCAAGACUUGACGGUCCCAAAAUGUUGUUGCAUAAAAAAUGAUUAAGUGAAUGGAAAAAAAAUGAUGAAAAAAAAGCCAAUCAGAAACAACAACAAAACUAAAAACCCAGAAAAGAUCGGCGCGCGUGCACGGCACAAAAACAGGCAAACAAAUCUAUGAUUAAUAAUAAUAGUAGUAUAUCCGGGUGCAUGGCGAUAUCGGUCUUAUAAUGGAAAUUAUUAAGUUAUGGAUACGUGCUAGUGUUAGACAAGCGAUCGACGGCGCCAUGCAUCCAUUAUAUAGACUUUAAACCCCAACCCAAACCAAUUCAAGCGUUCUCAGCGUGUUUUCGGGUCCAGAUGCACGCGUGUGCCAAAAGUAUUUACAAUUUACUUUGUGUCAUGAUCUCAAUUAUUAAAAACAAUUUUAUUAUUUUGUUUAUCCAA
This is a messenger RNA of Drosophila erecta, 1624 nucleotides long. Its product is annotated as gliolectin. The record is from RefSeq and is a predicted model, not a curated record. The transcript has 2 exons. Lineage: Eukaryota; Metazoa; Arthropoda; Insecta; Diptera; Drosophilidae. Bases 354 to 1028 code for a protein of 224 amino acids.